Leishmania major strain Friedlin is the source of this 1089-nucleotide messenger RNA. It is a transcript of the gene FPPS, whose product is annotated as farnesyl pyrophosphate synthase. Gene Ontology annotation, cellular component: cytoplasm. Bases 1 to 1089 code for a protein of 362 amino acids. The record is from RefSeq and is a predicted model, not a curated record. The transcript has a single exon. NCBI's taxonomy places the organism in Eukaryota, Euglenozoa, Kinetoplastea, Trypanosomatida, Trypanosomatidae. Gene Ontology annotation, molecular function: dimethylallyltranstransferase activity; (2E,6E)-farnesyl diphosphate synthase activity. Gene Ontology annotation, biological process: trans, trans-farnesyl diphosphate biosynthetic process.
AUGGCGCACAUGGAACGCUUCCAGAAGGUGUACGAGGAGGUUCAGGAGUUCCUACUCGGCGAUGCGGAGAAGCGCUUCGAAAUGGAUGUCCACCGCAAGGGCUACCUGAAGUCUAUGAUGGACACUACGUGCCUCGGCGGCAAGUACAACCGAGGUCUCUGCGUCGUGGACGUGGCGGAGGCGAUGGCGAAGGAUACGCAGAUGGAUGCGGCUGCGAUGGAGCGCGUUCUGCACGACGCGUGUGUGUGCGGCUGGAUGAUCGAGAUGCUGCAGGCCCACUUCCUUGUGGAGGACGACAUCAUGGACCACAGCAAGACUCGCCGCGGCAAGCCGUGCUGGUACCUGCACCCCGGCGUGACCGCGCAGGUGGCCAUCAAUGACGGUCUCAUUCUGCUGGCCUGGGCGACGCAGAUGGCACUGCACUACUUCGCCGACCGCCCGUUCCUCGCCGAGGUGCUGCGUGUUUUCCACGACGUCGAUCUCACUACCACGAUUGGUCAGCUGUACGACGUCACGUCGAUGGUGGACUCAGCGAAGCUGGACGCCAAAGUGGCGCACGCCAACACGACGGACUACGUCGAGUACACACCCUUUAACCACCGCCGCAUCGUUGUGUACAAGACCGCCUACUACACCUACUGGCUGCCGCUGGUGAUGGGCCUUCUGGUGAGCGGGACACUGGAGAAAGUGGACAAGAAGGCGACGCACAAGGUGGCCAUGGUGAUGGGCGAGUACUUUCAGGUGCAGGACGACGUGAUGGACUGCUUCACCCCGCCCGAGAAGCUUGGCAAAAUCGGCACCGACAUUGAAGACGCCAAGUGCUCGUGGCUCGCUGUCACCUUCCUGACGACCGCCCCGGCCGAGAAGGUCGCGGAGUUCAAGGCCAACUACGGCUCCACUGAUCCGGCCGCGGUCGCCGUUAUCAAGCAGCUUUACACCGAGCAGAACCUGCUCGCCCGCUUCGAGGAGUACGAGAAGGCCGUUGUGGCGGAGGUCGAGCAGCUCAUCGCUGCGCUGGAGGCGCAGAAUGCCGCCUUCGCGGCUAGCGUGAAGGUGCUUUGGAGCAAGACUUACAAGCGCCAAAAGUAA